This is a messenger RNA of Fundulus heteroclitus (mummichog), 6185 nucleotides long. It is a transcript of the gene grik5, whose product is annotated as glutamate receptor, ionotropic, kainate 5. Gene Ontology annotation, cellular component: presynaptic membrane; kainate selective glutamate receptor complex; plasma membrane. The coding region runs from base 2485 to 5697 and encodes 1070 amino acids. Gene Ontology annotation, biological process: monoatomic ion transport; synaptic transmission, glutamatergic; modulation of chemical synaptic transmission. Gene Ontology annotation, molecular function: transmitter-gated monoatomic ion channel activity involved in regulation of postsynaptic membrane potential; kainate selective glutamate receptor activity. NCBI's taxonomy places the organism in Eukaryota, Metazoa, Chordata, Actinopteri, Cyprinodontiformes, Fundulidae. The record is from RefSeq and is a predicted model, not a curated record. The transcript is spliced from 22 exons.
AGAGAGCGAGAGAGAGAGAGAGAGAGGGAGCUGAUUAGAUUGGAGAGAGCCAAGGAGGUAUGGCUGUACUAUUGAGCAGAGGGGGGGAGCGUGACUGAGUGAACGCCGAAUCACAGCAAAAGUCCACAGGCAGGCGGACGGACUGGACCUAAAUCAACAAAUGGAGACAGAAGAACUGGAUGGACGCUGCGUGUGAAGGAGGAAGUGUUUUCCCCCGAUGUGUGUGUAUCUCUGCAUCAGCGCUGCGAGGAGCCCAGGGGGAGGCAGGGGAAGAAAGCGGACAACUCAUUCCUCUCUCCUGGAAGCAGAGCUGUGAGCCGCAACAGAGUCAAACCGGGAGGAUUUUCCAUAUAAUCUCAUGCCGGUGUGUGUGUGUGAGUGUGAGUCGGCGUGUGGACGCUGAUAAUAGCAGCUCCAUUGGUAUUCAGCGGAGGGAGCUCCAGGAUCUCGCUGCGCCUUUUCCCCAGGAUGGGAUCACAGAGCAGGGAUUGUGCUUGCCCGAGGAGAGCCCGCUGAAAUGGACCCAAAGCCUCAGAGCAAUGGACACCAAACGGGCAUCAUGGAAACCAACGCGUUCCCUUCCACGGCUAGAUUUCCACACCUAACCGCCUCCGCCAUCUGCAGCCAUCCGCUCCGGCCAGCGCUGAGCCCGCGGAGUUGAGUUUGGGGGGAGUCGCCGGGAGCUGUCUGCAGAAAACGGAGAUAAGAAGGCCUCAGAGGGGUCGACGUGCCACCAAGCAGUCCAUGCGUCGAGCAAUUAAGCCGCUUGAACUUCGUUCGAAAUGAAAUAUGAUGCAGUGAUGCUUGAGCGGCGGCGCGACGCUUUGGGACGUGUACGGAUUUAUCGGCUGGAUAUUUUGUUGAGAUUACGACACUUUGGGGCGCACUUCUGAGCUGAGGCACUUUUUCCACCAUGAGUUUGUGGGCAAAGGCGAGUAAUUGAAAAUCACCCCCCGGGAGGCUGUGUUUUUUUAAAAAUUUUAUUUAUUGUUUUUUUUUUAUUUCCAAGGAGCAGCUUCUGUAUUUUCCCCUCAAGUUUCCUGUUCUUUCUCUCACAUUGCAGAGAAAUACAUUAUGAAGCAGCACCAUUCUUCUUCAUCCUCCCUCAGUGACGGAGAGGGAAGAGGGACAGACUGUCCAGAAUAGAUAACGAGUAACGAAACAGCCAAUGAGCAAGGGAGGAGGGGGGGAAAAAAGCAGAAAACAGGGGGACAGGUGGAGAAAAUAACAGACGAAAGGAGGCAGACAGAAUCGAGAAAAACAGAUUUAACUAGGAUUGACCACAGUCCUUUUUUUGGACCUUCUAUAAUUCGCCUGGGCUGUGUUGGAGGGUAGCUAAUGCCAUGGCCAGGGGAGGGUUCAGGAUUUCAGCCGCAGGGGGGUCUUGAGCAGAAGGCGAGGUCUGUGUCUGGUCUGAACCUGCCGGCUCUGCAUGUCGGGUGUUUGAACUAAACCAUGGCCCGGUAAACAGACACCUGUACGGACUGACAGAGCAGCUCUGAGACAGAAAGGAAGACAGCUACACAGCCUGAGUGUCAGGCAAAAAAAAAAAAAAAAAAAAAAGGCAGCAGACAUCCAGAGCUGGCAGAGCCGACGUUCUGCAUUUCAUUGUCAUUCCACUCAGUGUUUUCAGAGAAGGUAAGAGGAAGAGAAGAGGAGCGUUCCUGUGUUUGUGGCUCCUUCAGCAUUCAUCUAAGUCAGUAGUCGCACCGAAAGGAAAAACAAACAAACCAAUAUACAGCAAAAGGGGGGGUUGUUACUAAAUAGGAAAUUCAGGUUGGAAAGAGAGAGGGUGGGAGGAAACGGAGAGAGAGAGAGAGAGAGCAGGUGUCAGAAAUCCUCCCCUUCAUCUGCUUGUCAUUUACUCCUUUAUGCUCGCUCGUCGUUUGGCUCAGCGAUUGAUUUUCUGAUGCAGGCGUUGCUUCUCCUAUAAGCCCUCUGCAGUCCCUGGGUAAAAGCAAGACUGAGGAGAGCAGAAAAAGACCACAAACAAAAACAAAAAAAAAAGAAAAAAGGAAAAAGAUGGAGCCCUUCUCAUUGACUGACUUUUCACCCCCUCCUUUUCCCAUUUGUCGAAAUGGCCUCUUGUUAUUUUUCCUCUAAGUAAAGGGAAAGAAGAAAAACAGCCACCCGAUCAAUCCCUCAUUCUGUUUGUACAGAAGAACUGAACCUCCCCUUUCAUCAGCUGUUCCUCUACAUGGAUUAUUUUUCUCUGUGUUUUAAACACCGGAUUGCUCCAAUAUACGUCCUCCCCACAAACGAUACAGGGAAAACUACUGUAACUCCCCCCCCCCCCCUUCCCCGCCAGCAUCCAUCCCCGUCACCCCUCGGCCGAGGUGCAGGAACUCUGUGGUCUCGGAUCCCAGUGCCCUUGUUGACUCACCACUACGGCUAUAAUAUGGCACAGCCCCUCUGAUACUGUCUGAUUCAUUCUGUGUUGGUAAAGGCAGCCAGCAGACCGUUCUCCAUGAGAAGCAGUAGAAGAUGCCGGCUCUGCCAGCACUGCUGCUGUCAAUACGCUUCCUCUCCUUCCUGCUAGUCACGAUGCCACCACUCUCCCUCUGUCAGGCCCCUCUACUUUCCUCCGUCCGCAUGGCUGCCAUUCUGGAUGACCAGUCUGUGUGUGGGCGCGGGGAGCGGCUGGCGCUGGCCCUGGCCAGGGAGAACAUCAACAGCGUGAUAGAGGGUCCAGUGCGAGCCCGAGUGGAGGUGGACAUAUAUGAGCUGCAAAAAGACUCCCAGUAUGACACCACCGACACCAUGUGCCAGAUUCUACCCAAAGGUGUCGUCUCUGUGAUCGGUCCAGCCUCCAGCCCCGCCUCCGGCUCCACUGUCAGUCAUAUAUGUGGAGAGAAAGAGAUCCCUCAUGUAAAAAUUGGUCCAGAGGAAACUCCCCGCCUGCCCUACCUGCGCUUUGCCUCAGUUACUCUGUACCCCAGCAAUGAGGACCUGAGCCUGGCCAUAGGCUCCAUCUUACGCUCGUUCAGCUACCCCUCUGCCAGCUUGGUCUGCGCGAAGGCUGAAUGUCUGCUGAGACUGGAGGAACUAGUCCGCCGCUUCCUCAUCUCACGGGAGACACUGUCUGUCAGGAUGCUGGACGACAACCUGGACCCCACUCCCCUCCUAAAGGAGAUCCGUGACGACAAAGUAGCCACCAUCAUCAUUGACGCCAAUGCUUCUGUCUCUUAUCUCAUCCUCAAGAAGGCGUCAGAGCUGGGGAUGACAUCAGCGUUUUAUAAGUACAUCCUCACCACCAUGGACUUUCCGCUCCUGAGACUGGACGACAUAGUGGACGAGCAGUCCAACAUUGUGGGGUUCUCCAUGUUCAACACCACACAUCCCUUCUAUUUGGAGUUCAUCAGGAGCCUGAACCUUUCAUGGAGGGAGGGCUGCGAUUUGACGUACCCUGGCCCUGCGCUCUCUUCAGCGCUGAUGUUUGAUGCCGUGCAUGUGGUUGUGGGGGCGGUGAGGGAAUUGAACCGCAGUCAGGAAAUUGGAGUAAAGCCCCUGAGCUGCACCUCGCCUCAGAUCUGGCAACACGGGACCAGCCUGAUGAAUUAUCUGCGCAUGGUGGAGUACGACGGCCUGACGGGGCGAGUGGAGUUCAACAGCAAAGGUCAGAGAACCAACUACACCCUGCGGAUCCUGGAGAAACACAGAGGAGGCCACAGAGAGAUUGGUAUCUGGUACUCCAACAACACUUUGGCAAUGAACUCCACCAGUCUGGACAUUAAUGUCUCUGAGACGCUGGCGAACAAGACCCUCAUUGUCACCACCAUUCUGGAGAACCCAUAUGUGAUGCGCAAGGACAAUUACCAGGAUUUCGAGGGCAACGACCAGUACGAGGGUUUCUGUGUUGACAUGCUGAGGGAGCUGGCAGACAUCUUGAAAUUCUCCUUCAAGAUCAAGCUGGUGGAUGAUGGGCUAUAUGGGGCCCCUGAGCCCAACGGCUCUUGGACCGGCAUGGUCGGAGAGCUGAUCAACAGGAAAGCGGACCUGGCCGUAGCGGGCUUCACCAUCACAUCAGAGAGAGAGAAAGUUAUUGACUUCUCUAAGCCGUUCAUGACCCUUGGGAUCAGCAUCUUGUACCGAGUUCAAUUGGGUCGGAAGCCAGGUUACUUCUCCUUCCUGGAUCCUUUCUCUCCUGCUGUCUGGCUCUUCAUGUUACUCGCCUACCUGGCUGUCAGCUGCGUGCUCUUCCUGGCAGCAAGGUUAAGCCCCUAUGAGUGGUACAACCCUCACCCAUGUCUGCGGGAGCGCAGGGACCUGCUGGAGAACCAGUACACCCUGGGAAACAGCCUGUGGUUCCCCAUCGGCGGCUUCAUGCAGCAGGGAUCAGAGAUCAUGCCCAGGGCCUUGUCCACCAGAUGUGUCAGUGGUGUGUGGUGGGCGUUCACCCUGAUUAUCAUCUCCUCCUACACGGCCAAUUUAGCAGCUUUCCUGACGGUUCAGAGGAUGGAGGUCCCCAUCGAGUCUCCAGAUGAUUUGGCUGACCAGACCAACAUUGAGUAUGGCACCAUUCACGGAGGGAGCAGCAUGACUUUCUUCAUGAACUCGCGGUACCAGACGUACCAGCGGAUGUGGAACUACAUGAACUCCAAAUUGCCCAGCGUAUUUGUGAAAAGCACAGAGGAGGGCAUCGCCCGUGUACUCAACUCCAAGUACGCCUUCCUGCUGGAGAGCACUAUGAACGAGUACCACCGCGGCCUCAACUGUAACCUCACACAGAUUGGAGGACUGCUGGACACCAAGGGCUAUGGCAUCGGCAUGCCGCUGGGAUCUCCGUUCAGAGAAGAGAUCACGCAGGCCAUCCUCCAGCUGCAUGAGAAUAACAGGCUGGAGAUCCUGAAGAGGAGGUGGUGGGAGGGAGGCCAGUGUCCCAAAGAGGAGGACCACCGUGCCAAGGGUCUGGGCAUGGAGAACAUUGGGGGCAUCUUCGUGGUGCUGAUCUGCGGCCUCAUCAUCGCCGUGUUUGUGGCCAUUAUGGAGUUUGUGUGGUCCACGCGGCGCUCGGCAGAGACUGAUGAGGUAUGCCCCCAUACCUGCCCUCGCCGACCCCGCAGACACACCCCAGUGUCUGUUUGUCAAGAGAUGAUCACAGAGUUCAGAAACGCCGUCUCUUGUAAGAAGAGCUCGCGGAUGCGGCGCAGACGAACCCUGAGCAGUUCGGCAGCCUUACGACACCCCACCCGCAUCGCUCUUGGAGCCCCCCGACCACUGCGCCUGGUCCGGGAGAUGCGGCUGAGCAACGGAAAGCUGUACAGUGGAGCUGGCCCUCUGACUGGCGGAGCGGGAGGGACGGGACUGCCCGAUCUGGGCCCUGGGCCCCAAAGGAUCCUAGAUGAUCCUCUUGGAGCAAACACAACCCCACCUCCACCGGCCCCCACGCCUGUGAUGCUGCCCGCCCGCAGCUGCAGUCACGUGAGGAUCUGCCAGGAGUGCAGAAGGAUCCAGAGCCUGAGAUCAGGCAGCAGUUUGGGAUCAACGUCAACAAGAAUACCACCCUCAUCUGCCCCCCUGCCCAGGCUACCUCAACCCCCACCCCUAUCCUCAUCCAACACAGACAGCGAGGGUGGAGGGGGGACCAGUCCGAGGCGGCUUCACCACAGCCCCCCACCUCAGUCACCUUGUCGCAUUCCCCCUCCUCCACAGAGCAGCAACAACACAGACCUGCUGGGAGACCAAGAGGGAGUGUAGGAUUGGUUGGAGGGGCUGUGAGAAACUCAGAGACAUUGGUGAUAAGGUGGAAGAACAAAAACUGUAAAAGUUUCUAAAGUUGACCAUGAGACGUACAAUUACAGAACAGAGUGUGUGAUGGUCUGCUGUUAUUGACUCAGAUGACAAAUCUAAGAGGAACUGUACUUUACUGAAGGAAACUUUCUCUCCACUCACUUCUCCUUCAGUCUAGGCUCUUCUGGUUUUUUAUUUUCCAGAGACGUCACCAGAGGCCAACUUGCCCUUUUGGUAAAACAAGAUCCAAAUUGAAGGACAAACCUUGUUCGUAUAGGCUUAAAAACAGCAACAAAAAAAGACUUCCAGAGAAUUAUUUACUGUUGUUUUUUUUUUCUUUUGUUGUCUUUGUUUUGUUACCAUUGUUCUAAGUGGGAAUAAAUACAGACUAUGUAUAACACUUUGGUGGAUUUUAACAUUCUAAGUAAAUUGACAACAGCUAAUUUUUUUAAAAA